AUGGUCUUACUACCGCUGAUAUCGUUCUCGCUGCUGCUGCUGCUGCUGCUUGCAGAUUCACAUGGCACCAUCGCCACCCUGCCAUGUCAGGAAGAUAAGGACGCCAGCGGUGUGAACACAGGUUCCCCAUACGCACCUUCGGGCUUGACCUGUUACAGAGAGUGGACGUCGGAUGAGCAGAUGAGCGGCGACAAGCCUUUCCGAUGCACGUGGAUCAGAGGGAGGGACCCAGCAGAGUACAGGCUGUGCUACUGCUGUGACACAUGCAAGACCUGCAAACGGUUUCAGGUGGGGAACAAUACGUCCCACAUCCUGCACCGUGACGAUUUCUACCUGACCAAAAACCUGACCUUCUGGGUCGAGACUACGGGGGGCAAAGCGAUGGUGAAGUCAGCAAAGCUGUAUGUGGUGCCGCAGAACACUAUCAAGUACGCGCCUCUAUCGAUGGAGAAAGUAGACAUGGCACGGACGGCAAACCUACUCACACUACGCUGGAAGAAGCCAGAAAUGAAGGGGAUUUUCAACCAGAUACGAUAUCGACGGCUGGGAUCUGAGGUGUGGAACCAGACAAUCUGCAACUCAAGUGAAUCGAAGACUCAUGAGAACUGCACGAUCCAGCUGCAUGCGGCCUUUGCUCACCAGCUCCAGAUUCGCAGGAUGCUUCAAAACAUCUGGAGUGAAUGGAGUGACGUUGCCUUCAUCCCAGCUGCCAUCACCAAGAGGUUGGAACUGCAGUGGAAGCUUGUCGACAACCUCCCACAGUGCCCAGGCAAGCGGCUAGUGGAGCUGAAGUGGCAGUCCCCGACGGAGCCAGACAUCGGGGUCACAGGUUACAGACUGACCAUCCGGCCGUUGAUCGACGGGAUGCGCCGCAUCAGCGAAGAACUGAACCAAACAAGUUACAAAACGACGCUCUCCCUGGCUCCGUACAAGGUUUCUGUCGUUGCCUUGAACAGAGUGGGCACGUCGCCGCCCCAGACCAUCGCCAUAGCAGCCGGUCAGCACCAAGGUCCACCCAACCUGAACCUUAGUGUGGUUGAUAACCACACCCUGAGAGCCUCAUGGAGUGAUCGCAGCACCAGCUUCUACUGUGCCAUUCUCGAGCUGGUGUCUACAGAAACCAUCCAGCACAACCGAUGCCUAUCCAUCAAGCACCAGGAACGCAAGAAGAAUAAUGGUCUCCCUAAGUCAACAGGGCCACAAGGGACUGCGGACGCAAGGACAAUGGAGUUUGUAGGCCUGGAGCCGCUGAGACGUUACCGCCUCACCGUUUACGUCAAGGAUUUAAAGGAGAAGAAAAAGUGUCGAGGAAAGACUGGCUCCACCAUUGGUCAAGUACGCGCCUCUAUCGAUGGAGAAAGUAGACAUGGCACGGACGGCAACCUACUCACACUACGCUGGAAGAAGCCAGAAAUGAAGGGGAUUUUCAACCAGAUACGAUAUCGACGGCUGGGAUCUGAGGUGUGGAACCAGACAAUCUGCAACUCAAGUGAAUCGAAGACUCAUGAGAACUGCACGAUCCAGCUGCAUGCGGCCUUUGCUCACCAGCUCCAGAUUCGCAGGAUGCUUCAAAACAUCUGGAGUGAAUGGAGUGACGUUGCCUUCAUCCCAGCUGCCAUCACCAAGAGGUUGGAACUGCAGUGGAAGCUUGUCGACAACCUCCCACAGUGCCCAGGCAAGAGACUAGUGGAGCUGAAGUGGCAGCCCAGACCAUUUCUUGUUCAUAAUUCCCCGUCCCUGCCAACGUCCUCGAUAAUCUCCCCUGAGUCCUUACGGCUGGUGUCAAAAUCCAUCUGA
Amblyraja radiata (thorny skate) is the source of this 1797-nucleotide messenger RNA. RefSeq names its product interleukin-12 receptor subunit beta-1. The transcript is spliced from 16 exons. NCBI's taxonomy places the organism in Eukaryota, Metazoa, Chordata, Chondrichthyes, Rajiformes, Rajidae. The coding region runs from base 1 to 1797 and encodes 598 amino acids. Gene Ontology annotation, molecular function: protein binding. The record is from RefSeq and is a predicted model, not a curated record.